AAAAUACUUCUCAAAUCUUCCCCUUCGUAAUACGAAUCCAACGGAAAAAGAAUCGUCGAAAACGGUCGUGAAACGAGGGAGAAAAGCCUCGCCGGAGUUUCGCCGGAGAAAAAACAUUUCGACGGAAAACGGAGAAGAAGGAGGAGCUGCCGCCGCCGCCGUACCACCUCUGACCUUCGCCGCCCUGAUACCACCAUUUUCGGCCGUUCGCUCGUCCAAACGGACUAAUAUGCAGGUGGGAAAGCUGAGGAUUAAGUGUGAUUCGAGGCUUUUGGUCGGGCAAAUCAAUGGCUCCUGUGAAACAAAGGAGAUCCGGAUGAAAGAAUAUAAGGCUGCUGCACUGGAACUCUUAGGAAAUUUCCAGAUGUAUGAAAUCCUGCAGAUACCGCGAGCUCAAAAUCAAGAAGCUGACAUUCUAUCUAAAGUGGGCUCCGACACGCCUGAGUACAUCUCCAAGAUAGCUCGGGUGGAGGAACUGUCAACACCGAGCAUACAGCAGACCCUCAUACAUCAGGUACAAUCCAUCCCGAGGGACUGGACUACCGACCUAAAAGAAUACAUUGACAAUGGGCAAUUGCCCCAAAGUGAGGUCGAGGCCAGGCUUGUCAAGCUCCGACCUACACCCUCCUUGAUGGCGUGCUGUACAAAAGGUCCUAUAACGCACGCUCCUACGCUGCCUCAACACCAGUGAGGCCAAGCUGGCCAUGGAAGAGGUGCACGCUGGGGUUUGCUCGGCACACCAGGGGCCUCACACAAUGUCCAGGAAGCUCCUAUUACAGGGGUAUUUCUAGCCCACCAUGGCGAAAGACUGUGCACGGAUGGCACGCAUCUGUGAAGCAUGCCAACAAUUUCAGAACGCCCCAUAAGCACAGCAAUCCCAUUUUCCAGAUAGGGUGUAGACCUCGUGGGACAGCUUCCCCGAGGUACUGGCAACUGCAGAUGGAUCAUAGUCUCCAUCGACUAUUUCACCAAGUGGAUAGAAGCGGAACCACUGGCCAGCAUAACCAAGGCGCAGUGUAGGAGGUUUGUCCACAAGAAUAUCCUCACUCGCUUCGGUGUGCCACAGCAGCUCAUCACGGACAAUGGUACUCAAUUCGAGGCCAAGAGUUUCCAAGACAUGCUGGCCAGCUGGGGAAUCAAACACACCGCAGCCUCCAUCGCCUACCCAUAGUGCAACGGACAGGUGGAAAAUGCCAACCACACCAUCUUGGCGGGCUUAAAAAAGAAGCUCACAGACGAAGGCGGAGGCUGGGUGGAAGAGCUCCACAAAAUUCUGUGGGCUUACAGAACAACUCCCCGCAGGGCAACGAGUGAAACUCCAUUUUCACUAUGCUACGGCUUUGAAGCCAAAGCCCCUACGGAAGUCACAAUUCCGACCCCGUGGGUCCUAGCAUACGACCCCGAGCAGAACGAGCAGAACAUGCGAGUCGAUCUCAACUUCAUUGAUGAAAGAAGGGAGAACGCAUUCUUGAGGUCGGAGAAUUACAGACGCCAAAUCAAAAGCUAUUAUGACGCCCGAGUCCAAGGUCGGGAGUUCCAAGUGGGGGACUAUGUCCUCAGGCAACGAUCGGUCGGCCAACCCAAUGAGGGAGGAAAGAUGGCCAAAAAAAUUGAAGGGCCCGACAUCAUCACAGCUGUAGUCCGGCCCGGCACUUACAAACUAAGCACUCCAAAAGGCACAGAAGUUCCGAGAUUAUGGAAUGUCCACCACCUGGUGAGGUACUACCAGUGACCCAGCGCUGUAAAGGAGACGAUGAGCCCUCGCUAAACGGAGACUUUGCACAAUCACAGUCACUGAUAGCAGCCUCAUCUGUACACUGUAAACUAUUUACGGCUCCCAUUGAAAUUAAUGAAGGAAGGUUUCAACACAAAACUCUCCCUGGAAGCAACCUAUAAGCCUUCCAGUUUAUACUCAACAAUAAGAUAAGUCGGGGCAAAUUAAUAAGUCCUCGUAAACACAGGCUCUUCAGCCCAUUCUUAAAAUUCUGAGGCCAUUUUGUAAGACCUCGACGCUUCCAGGGACAACAGCCUCAGCGACUCCCAAAAUCUGAGGUCACUCUGUAAUCCCUCGACGACACACGCUCCUCAACCGGGCUCCAAAACCAAGGCAACUUUGUAAGUCAUCGCGAAUACAGGCUCUUCAGCCAAACUCCAACGAGCCGAUGCGACUUUGUAAGCCCUCGCAAGCAAAAGACUCUUCGGUCUACAAUCAAUCUUUGAGGCGACUUUAUAAUCCCUCCAUUCUCCGGGAACAACAGCCUCAACGGCUCCCGAUCUCCGAGGCCACUUUGUAAGCCCUCCACAACCAAACAGGGAGAAUAGCCCCACGCGGCUCCCAAGGAGAGAAGUCAAGGCAUCUAUAUAAGCCCUUGUUCCUUCCUCAUAAAACAAGCUGGGAUAGUAGCCCAACGCGGCUCCCGAAUAUUGGGCUGAGGCGAUUUUAUAAGUCCUCGCACCCCACGAAUUUUCGUCUCCCCCUUUAGCAUUGAAGGCGGGGGGAGAUAGAGGCUAAGCCGGAGGGUUGGACUACUUGACGGUCCACUCCUUGAGGAGUAAGUUUUCACACUUACCACGAGGUAAGUGUGGGAAUGAUCCUCCCUAAAGCUGUGGUACUUGCCAUGAGGUUGGGCUACUUGACGGUCCUGACCUUGGUCGAGCACCACUCGCUUCUGACCUCGCCGGCUCCCGUAUGAAUCUCGCAGUAUCGAGCUCUAGUCCAUAUCUCGCGGUCUAGAAGGUGGUCAGCUCCCUAAAUUGAUGGCGCAAUGCCACAGUCUGGAAUCAAAGUCUGACUACCUGCACCUCUCGCUUCCGACCCCGCCGGGCUCUCAUACGAAUCCCGCAUAGCCGAGCUCUAGUCCAUAUCUCGCGGUCUGGAAGGAGGUCGCUAUCAAAAUCAAUGGCGCAAACCCAAAACAGCCCGGUAUUAAAGUUCGGCUGCAAUACAAUGCAUCACUGUGAAUGUGACACUUCAAAAAUUUAAAUAAAAAUAAAAAUAAUUUUUAAUCAGAUAAAAUAUUACGAAAAUAACAAUUUUAUAAUUAAUUAAGUCAGACAAAAAUUCAACAGUGGUAACGUGCCAAUCAGAUAAAAAUUUCAAAAUUUAUGAUGUUUUAGUCAGAUAAAAAUAUUUCAGUAAUAAGAACAGCAUUUUAGUAAACAAGUGAACCAGACAGAAAAUUUACAUUUACGACAUUUUUAGUCUGAUAAAAAUGGUCUGAUAAAAGAACUAAGUACGUAUAUUAUAUAAAAACCUACGUACGUAUAAUAUAUAUAUAUAUAUACUCCUACGAUAUAUAAACUAUGUAUGUAUUAU
Molecule: messenger RNA, 3316 nt
Organism: Cuscuta europaea
Lineage: Eukaryota; Viridiplantae; Streptophyta; Magnoliopsida; Solanales; Convolvulaceae
Source: the annotation of a GenBank genome assembly